AUGGUCAAAGUUCUUAACAACGCCCCAGAAUUCGAAACCGCAAUCAAAACUGACUCUUUGGUUGUCGUUGAUUUCUUUGCUACCUGGUGUGGUCCUUGUAAAAUGAUUGCUCCACUCCUCGAAAAGUUUGACGAAAAGUUUGCCGCUGCUGCUUUCUACAAGUUGGACAUCGAUGAAGUCCCAUCAAUUGCUCAAUCCCAAGAUAUCACUGCCAUGCCAACUAUUGUUCUCUACAAGGGUGGUAAGGAAGUGAAGAGAGUUGUUGGUGCCAACCCAGCUGCCAUUCAACAAGCCAUUUCCAGCAACCUCUAA
Molecule: messenger RNA, 312 nt
Organism: Saccharomycopsis crataegensis
Lineage: Eukaryota; Fungi; Ascomycota; Saccharomycetes; Ascoideales; Saccharomycopsidaceae
Gene: TRX2
Product: thioredoxin TRX2
Exons: 1
Coding region: 1-312 (103 amino acids)
Cellular component (GO): cytosol
Molecular function (GO): protein-disulfide reductase activity
Source: RefSeq, a predicted model, not a curated record